Messenger RNA from Carassius gibelio (silver crucian carp), 3176 nucleotides. RefSeq names its product solute carrier family 15 member 1. Lineage: Eukaryota; Metazoa; Chordata; Actinopteri; Cypriniformes; Cyprinidae. Gene Ontology annotation, biological process: oligopeptide transport; transmembrane transport. The transcript is spliced from 23 exons. Bases 138 to 2309 code for a protein of 723 amino acids. The record is from RefSeq and is a predicted model, not a curated record. Gene Ontology annotation, cellular component: membrane. Gene Ontology annotation, molecular function: dipeptide transmembrane transporter activity.
CAGAGUACAGCUUUGUCUUUCCCGGACAGUGUGUGUGUGUUAGUGAGUGUGUGUUAGUGAGUGUGAGUGUGCAUCUCUAAACUAAAGGAUAUUCUUAACAAGAGGACUAGAAGGCAGCCUCAGUCAAAGCAGUCAUCAUGGCAGACAAUGAGGAGAGAAAGACAAAGAAGACCAAGAAUAGGCCAAGUUGCUUGGGAUAUCCUGUCAGUAUAUUUUUCAUUGUGGUGAAUGAGUUCUGUGAGCGAUUCUCCUACUAUGGCAUGAAAGCGGUGCUUGUGCUGUACUUCAAGUAUUUUAUCGGUUGGGACAAUGAUUUGUCCACAACCAUCUACCACACAUUCGUGGCUCUGUGCUACCUAACACCUAUCCUGGGGGCCAUCAUCGCAGACUCAUGGCUGGGCAAGUUCAAGACUAUCGUGUAUCUGUCUAUAGUGUACACCAUCGGCCAGGUGAUCAUGGCAAUCAGUGCCAUACACGACAUCACCGAUACCGACAAAGAUGGUACACCUGACAACAUGACAUUCCAUACUGCUAUGUCCAUGCUGGGACUCAUCCUCAUUGCUUUGGGAACUGGAGGUAUUAAACCCUGUGUGGCAGCGUUUGGAGGAGAUCAGUUUGAAGAACAUCAGGAAAAACAAAGAAGUACUUUCUUUUCCAUAUUUUAUCUGUCCAUUAACGCUGGCAGUCUUCUCUCCACUCUCAUCACACCCAUCCUGAGAGCUCAAGAGUGUGGUAUCUAUUCAAAGCAAAGUUGUUUCCCGCUGGCUUUUGGGGUCCCUGCAGCUCUCAUGGUGGUUGCCCUCAUUGUGUUCAUCGCAGGCCACGGCAUGUACAUUAUGGAAUCCCCUAAAGGCAACAUCCUGCUGCAAGUCAUGAAUUGCAUUGGAUUUGCAGUUAGUAACCGUUUCAAUCACCGCGGUAAGCAAUACCCCAAGAGAGAGCACUGGAUGGACUGGGCAGAAGAGAAAUAUGAUAAACUCCUGAUCGCUCAGGUGAAGAUGGUGUUGAAGGUUCUGUUCCUCUAUAUCCCUCUGCCAAUGUUCUGGGCCUUGUUUGACCAGCAGGGCUCCCGAUGGACUCUUCAGGCCACUACUAUGGAUGGUAACUUUGGAGCGUUUAUAAUUCAGCCAGAUCAGAUGCAGAUUGUGAACCCCAUACUGAUUGUGAUAAUGGUGCCGAUAAUGGACUCUGUAGUGUAUCCACUUAUCAAGAAGUGUGGUCUAAACUUCACGCCCCUGCGGAGGAUGACUGUUGGUAUGGUGCUGGCCGCGUUAGCAUUUGUGGCUGCUGCUCUUUUGCAGAUUCAAAUUGACCAAACAGUCCCCAACUUCCCAUCAAAUUCUCAAACCCAGGUGAAGUUCCUGAACUUGGAGGAAACAUCAGUGCCUGUUAUAGUGGAAGGGCAAGAACCGUUUGUUGUUCCUGGUUUUGAUUCCUCUAAUGAUUAUAUGACACUGGACAAAAUGGUAGUGAUGGUCUCUGCUGGAGGAAGAAACGCUACAGCUUUUUUCGUGAGGGGAAAAAGGCAAACAGUUUUGAUGAAUGCUAACGGAAUCCUAAGGAUGCUCAACGACAUAACUGAGAAGCCCAAUCAAGGCAUGAAUGCGAUCAGGUUUGUGAAUGGCUUUAGGUCUCCUCUGAACUUCUCCAUAAAGUCUGAUCAUCUGGGUUCCAUCACUUACUUACAAGCAUCAGACUACCUCAUUGUUACCCACGGCAAAGCUAAUUUUUCUAUUGUGAACCAAGAAGGACAGACGUGCCACUACAUCCUGCAGCUGGGCUUCGGAAGCUCCUACACAGUCCUGAUCCCAAGCAACUUUACUUUUGGAGAAUCUUGUACAGAGAACAUUAAAGCAAUAGAGGAUAUUGAACCGAACGGCAUCCACAUGGCCUGGCAGAUUAUACAGUACUUUUUGAUAACCUGCGGAGAAGUGGUCUUCUCUGUCACCGGCCUGGACUUCUCCUAUUCACAGGCACCAAGCAAUAUGAAGUCAGUCCUCCAGGCUGGUUGGCUGUUGACUGUUGCAGUGGGAAAUAUCAUCGUGCUCAUUGUGGCUGAGGCAGGCUCACUUCCAGAUCAGUGGGCAGAAUACGUGCUGUUCGCAUGUCUCCUGGUGGCCGUCAGUAUCAUCUUUGCGGUCAUGGCUUACUUCUACACCUACAUAGACCCGGCGGAAAUUGAGGCUAAAUUUAUGGAGCUCAAGCCAGAAGAUGAGAAGAAGAAAGGCCUUGAAAUGAUGACGAAAGACAAUUUGGCAUACGUAAACAACGAGAUAAAUAGCAUGGACGUCAAGCAAACGAAGAUCUAGAUACAUUGCUUCUUUUUUCUCUUGAUCUGUGGUUCGAAAGUGCUGGUGUUCCCUUUCCUAUUGACCGAAGAACUGAUUCACCAUUCUUUUUUAUCAAAGCUUGGCUUGGGAUUCGUUAUGCAGUAGCAAAAAUCAGCCCAAGAAAAGCCAAUUCUUCUUGAGAUCAAAUGGUGUGUUUUGGGACGACAAUCAUGGGCAGAAGGUUUGGUAGUUUCGUAUGUUAAGAUCAGCUUUAAAGUGGCUGUGCGUUGGUGCCUUUGGGGGGGGGGGGUUAUUUAUAAGUGUUAAUAUCAAUAGAUAGAUAAGUGAAGAAAAAAAAAAAAGAGCAGGUGACGCUCUUUUAUGGAAAAUGCAAUUUACCAUAAUAAUGAAAAACCAGUUUAAAUGGAAACUAAAGAGUGAAAGUACAUCAUCACACUGCUAUUAAAUCGAUUUUGAAUGCUAUUUCCCUCUUGUACGUCAAGCAGCACAAAGUCCUGUUCGUGUAAUUGUGAAGUGGAUCUUUCAGAAAACUUUCUAAAGUGCCUCUAAAUAAUUUGUAUUAAUAGCCAUUCAUCUACACAAUGAAAUGGGUAAGACAGAGUAUUGUAAAGUUUUCUUUGAAGUAAUUCAUUUUGACCAUAGUUUUAGCAACUAAAAAUGCAUUAUUUGAAGGGGUUACUAUGUGCACCAGAUAACUGCCAUACAACUAUGAGCAGUAGAAUGCAGUAUUUUCUUCAAUGUAUUUAAAAAAACAAAACAAAAAAAAAAUUCCCAACAUAACAUUGUAUGUGGAUUUUAAACUACAUUGGGUCCAAUAAGCUAUGAAUAAAUCAACUUUUGAUGAAGUGCUUCAAUAAAAUACAUAUUUAUGCCUCAGAAUGAAAA